GUCAAAUUUAUCAGUCGACCGUGUGCGGUUUGAAGUGAUCUAGUUCGUCAGAAAACACAGACCACGUUUACAAUGAAAUCGAUGGUGGUGUUCUUCGCUCUCGCCGCUGUGGCAUGCGGCUCCUUAAUACCAGUGGCGCAGCCGCCACAUCAUGCCGCGAUCGUGCUGGACCCCCACGGCCGUCCACUCAACACAGCUGAGGUCAUCAACGCUCGUGCCAUCCACUACCAAGCUAAGGCUCUGGAAGGACACUACGCUCCGGUAGUCGCCGCACCAGUGGCCCACUCCGUCGUCGCUGCCCCCGCUGUGGUCGCUGCCCCCGCUGUGGUCGCCGCCCCUGCCGCCGUCUCUCAUCAAUCUCGUGUGGAUGUGCACACAAGCCCCGCUGUUGUAUCCCACGCCGUCGCCGCUCCAGUUGUUGCUGCUUCUUAUUUGGGACACUCCGCAUAUGGCUUCGCUGGACACGAACAUUUUCUGAAGAAACGCUCCCUGGCUGCCUACGGAUACGCUGCGCCCAUCGUUGCACCAUCUGCCGCUGUAGUGUCCCACGCCGUCGCUGCUCCAGUUGUGUCGCAUGCCGCCCCCGUGGUCGCUGUAGGACCCUCAGCCGUAUCUCAUCAGUCCCGUGUUGAUGUGCGCACCAGUCCCGCUGUGGUUACCACCGCAGCUGUCGCCCCCGUUGCGCACAGCGUGUACGCCGCUGCCCCAAUCGCCCAUAGCGUCUACGCUGCCCCCCUUGCGCAUUCUGGUUACUACCAUUCUAGCCCCCUUGCUCAUGGUUGGUAAAGAACGAAUCUGACGAACUCCUAAGAAUAGUAUUUAAUGUAAAAAUGUAAAAAAAAUAAUUUAUAAAUAAAGUACAUACAUACAAUCCCA
Messenger RNA from Galleria mellonella (greater wax moth), 876 nucleotides. RefSeq names its product cuticle protein 16.5-like (gene CPH8). The transcript has a single exon. The record is from RefSeq and is a predicted model, not a curated record. The coding region runs from base 73 to 786 and encodes 237 amino acids. NCBI's taxonomy places the organism in Eukaryota, Metazoa, Arthropoda, Insecta, Lepidoptera, Pyralidae.